CGUUUUCAUCAGCGAGUGAAGCGCCACAGAAGCUGUUCCCACUUGGUGAUCAAUCUCAGUUAAUUAAUUAGUUCGGUGGUGUCCAGGGGACAAUUGCUCACAAACCGAUAAAAAAAAGGGUCAAAAGAGGGUGCAUCACAGCCUGACGUUUAUCGAUGAUUCAUCAAGAUAAUCGAUCUCAUAUUCCCAGUUAGAUGUUGAUUAAUAAGAUUUUACUGAUGUAGAAGAGAUGUCGAUCAUUAAUAUAAAAUUAUCAAAAUUUGAUAAUACACCAUGGGGCUUUCGACUGGUGGGGGGAAGUGAUUUUCCCCAGCCACUGACUGUCAUAAGGGUAGCAGAGGGAAGUCUUGCGGAAUGUAUGGGUCUGAGAGUUGGAGAUGUUGUAGUACGACUCAAUGAUGAUCCAGUGAGCAAAUUGACUCACGGCGAAGCUCACGAGACACUUGUACAAGCUGGAAAUAAUUUCACUCUCGUCGUCCACAGAGGCGAAGAGGCCCGACAAGUGGCUGAGGCUAUUCAGGAGGAAAAUAUUGUACCUUAUAAACCUAUCGAUGAAGUUAAAGCGUUGAAAGCACUUGUUGAAGACUUGAGAGAUCCUGAGGAAUUGCCACCCCUGGAUGGACCAUCUCUGGAGGACAGAUCUGAUGACGAAGAGGAGAUAAAGUGGGAAACACCUAAAAUACAAGAGGAUAAACCUAAAAUCGAGGAAAUAAAAGAGCCAUCGCCACCGCCAACUCGUCGAGAUCCAAACAUUGAACCGGUGCCAAAUAAAAAUCUAACUGAAGAAGAAAUAGCUGAGUUGAUUAUCGAAGAGGAAGAGUUACUCGAGGUUGAGGACAAAGCAGUUCUUGGAGUGAAUUUCAAUAAAAUUCGUCCACGCGCUCCGAUUUUACGCGAGUCAAAAGUCCUGGAGGAGCUGCAAAAAAUCGCAAUCGAAGAGCCCCCGAGGGUCCAAGAGCUGAAGCAUCAGACGACAUUUCUGCAAAAGCCAGAGAGACCAAUUCCAGCUCCAAAGAAGAAAGAGGAACCGCAAGAUCAAGCAGAGGGAUAUCGCGUUAUAAUAAAAAAGCAACCGAAGAAGAGUGUUACCGAGAAAUUAGCGCAACGUGGUCUACUAAAAACUCCAGAACCCCAUUAUCUUCAGGAGGAGGUGAUUCCCCCAGGAACACCAGAUACCCGUGAAAUGUCUAGACCCGAGUCGUCAGCCUCUGGUCCCAGAAUCGUGGAAAUACCGAUUGAAGUCGAGGGUCGGCCUUCGUCGAAGACCUCGAGUCAUCCUCGCAGUGAUGGCCCAAGUGAUGACGAGAGAUGUCCAUCUCGUUGCGAAAGUCAUCGGGAGGCCACGCCGGAGCCAGAGUUAGAGCCCGUGCCUGUGCCUGUGCCUGUGCCUGAGCCUGAGCCACAGCUGGCGCCAAUUUUUGAUAAAGAGAAGGUCAAGGCCCUUGUCUCAACGGAGAUCAAUUUGGAGAAGCAAUUGGAGAGCGUUCAGAAUCAAUUGUUGGCGUUAAAACAACUUCCCAGUGAAAUAGAAAAUCAUCUGAGAAUUGUCUCGGAACAAUUGCACAGAAUUAUGGAACUCAGUGGAGUGCAGAGUAGUGAGAACAGCUCACGGAGGGGUUCUUCAGACGAGAAGAUGGAGAAAUGUGCGCAGGAGGAGGAGAGGGUGAGUCCUGAGGCUUGCAAGGAUGAAGAUGAGGAUCAUCUUCGAGUUUCAGAAUCCGAGGUGUCAAGGUCAUCACCAGCGACUGUUAUCAGUGAGCCACCAUCUAUUAUCGAGCCUCAAUCAGAAAUGGAACAAGUGGGAGAGUCCGAAACGAGUGAAAUGGAAGUGACCCUCAAGGAUGAUGAGCACAGGGUGAAGAAAUACAUUGCUUCAUACGAGACAAAGAUGUUCAGAUCUCGUGAUCCCAGUCCUGCUCCGUCACACGGAAGUUACGAACCAGAUCCAAACAUGUCACCGAAAGACCAAGUUAUACAGGAAUUGAAGCACAGGGGAGGAAGAAAGCGAUCGCACGAUCUCUGGCCCCAGGCUAAACAGCUGGAGCUCACGUAUGGACGAAGAUGGAGGUGUCCAAAUGAUUUCUUCAAUGAUGAAAUGAUAGCUGAGGUAUUGUCGGGACAGGCGGAAGUCAUACGCGGCAAAGCACUUGGGGUUAAUUUCAAAAAAUACGAGAAAGCCUGGCUACCGAAUUACGAUCACUUAAUGAACUCGAGUGUAUACAAGAUGCUGCAUAAGAUGGAGCGUGAGCCAAAAACUGGAAUUCCUGCUCGGCCACCCAAGGUCGUAGCUGCUGAAGACAUACUCGAGAGAGUUAAAACACCGGCCUGAGACAACAGAUGGAUCACUACUGAAUCAAUUAAUUCGUGAUUAAA
Molecule: messenger RNA, 2373 nt
Organism: Fopius arisanus
Lineage: Eukaryota; Metazoa; Arthropoda; Insecta; Hymenoptera; Braconidae
Product: titin
Exons: 11
Coding region: 230-2329 (699 amino acids)
Biological process (GO): muscle structure development; actin cytoskeleton organization
Cellular component (GO): stress fiber; adherens junction; Z disc
Molecular function (GO): muscle alpha-actinin binding; actin binding
Source: RefSeq, a predicted model, not a curated record